Molecule: messenger RNA, 579 nt
Organism: Chaetura pelagica (chimney swift)
Lineage: Eukaryota; Metazoa; Chordata; Aves; Apodiformes; Apodidae
Gene: LRRC26
Product: leucine rich repeat containing 26
Exons: 2
Cellular component (GO): plasma membrane
Molecular function (GO): protein binding
Source: RefSeq, a predicted model, not a curated record
CGGCCGGGCCUGCUGCUGCUCAGCCUGCCCCACAACCGCCUGGAGCUGAUCCACAGCCGGGCGCUGGUGGGGCUGGGGGCUCUGCGGGACCUGGACCUCAGCAACAACCACUUAACUGUGCUGAGCCCCAAAACCUUCCUGCCCCUGACCAGUCUGGUCACGCUCAACCUGGGCAGCAACUGGCUGGUGGAGCUGGAGCCUGGGGUGGUGGGUGCUCUGCCCCAGCUCCGAGCCCUCCUGGUGCAGGACAACCCCUGGGUGUGCAGCUGCCGCAUCCGGCCCCUCUGGCGCUGGCUCAGCCACAACAGGGAGAAGGUGCAAGAGAAGACUCUGCUCCUCUGCAAAGCCCCGGAGCAGCUAAACAAUUAUCCCAUCAUGGCCUUCGGGAAUGAGUCCUUCAGGCAAUGUCAGGAGACGUCACUGUCCUCCCAGCAGUACAUCACCUUCUUGAUCAUUGGACCAUUCUCCUUCAUGGCCAGCAUCUUCUUCUGCACCUUCAUGGGCUCCAUCACAGUCGUUUACCAGAACCUGCGCAGGGAACCCUUCAGGAGGAGACCCCGUGUCUGCAGGAGCUGCUGA